UACAUCUCUGAUCUCAGAAACUCUCUCUCAGUGACUACAACGAGGAGAAAUGUCUCAGAAAGGAGCUCAGCUGGACCUGGACUCCAUUUCCUGUUCGAUAUGUCUGGAUGUGAUGAAGGACCCGGUCACUAUUCCGUGUGGACACAGCUACUGCAUGGGCUGCAUUAAAAACUACUGGGAUGGAGAGAAACAGAAUAAAAAGGAGAGCUGUCCUCAGUGUAGGAAGGCCUUCACACCCAGACCUGACCUGGUUAAAGACACCAUGUUAGCAUUCCUGCUGGAGCGGCUGAAGAAGACUGGACUCCUGGAUGUUGAGAGGACUGAAACACAGAAAGAGCUGGAGGUGAGUCGACUGAACAUUCAGAAGAGGAUCCAGGACAGAGAGAAAUAUGUGAAGCUGCUUGAAGAGGAAGAGAAGGCUAUCAACUGUUCUGCUAAUAAAGCAGUGGAGCACAGUGAGGAAAAAUAUACAGAGUUGCUCACAGCGAUGGUGACCAUGAGAUCUAUUAUGAAGGAGCGGAUCAGAGUCCAACAGGAAACUGAAGGAAAUCAGGUCAGAGCUUUUCAGAAGAAGCUGGAGAAGGAGAUCUCUGAGCUGAAGAGCAGAGACGCUGAGCUGAAAAAACUCUCACAGGAAGAGGAUCUCAACCAACUUCAACAAAUCUACGACUCCCUGCCACCUCUCAGUGGAUCUACAGACACGUCCAGCAUCAAACCCCGCCCUCUGGGAUACUUUGAAGAAGUGACAGCAUCCGUGACAAAAGACCUGAAUAAACUUCUGGACAUUGUGAAGGAGGGUUGGUCUGGAAUCGCUCUGGCUUUGAGUGAAGUGGACAUGUUACUGCCCAAACCAGAGCCCAGAUCCAGGGCUGAGUUCAUCCAAUUGUCCCGUGUUAUCACUCUGGAUCCAAACACAGCCAACAGACGGCUGUUGUUAUCUGAAGGGAACAGAAAGGCAACAGCCACGGAGCGACAGCAGAUGUACUUCCGUCACCCCGACAGAUUCGAUGUUCACACCCAGGCCCUGAGCGGAGAGGCUCUGACUGGACGCUGUUACCUGGAGAUGGAGUGGAAAGGCCUUCAGGUGUGCUUCAGCCUCGCUUACAAGAGCAACGAGAGGAAAGGGCACCAGGAUCCGGCUGCGUUCGGACACAGCGACAAGUCGUGGUCAUUGCAUUGUGGCACUAUCUAUUUCGCCUUAUGGCACAAAGGGGAAUCCACUGCCGUCUCAGGUCCUCUCUCCUCCAGGAUAGGAGUUUACCUGGAUCACAGUGCAGGUGUUCUGAUCUACUACAGCAUCAUCGAUGGAAAAAUGAUCCCGGUCCACAAAGUCCAGACAGCCUUCACUGAGCCUCUGUACGCCGGAGUGGGGCUUCAUUACGCUUCAGCAGAAUAUAUAGAGUUCAUUAAACUACAUGAAGUCCUUUGAGGGACUGUGUGGUUUUAAUACUGACUCGUUACUUUGAUAUCUCAUCAGCUUGAUAAUCUUUAGAUGCUACUUCCUCCCGUCUAUGUUUACCUAUGGGUCUACCAUGGGGUCAUUUCUCUGCAUCGAAAUGAAAACAAACUGCUCUUAUCAUUUCAAGAAGUAUGUUUUGAUGCAUUUUAUGUAGGUGUUUCUUACACUUCAGCAGAAAACAUUGAGUUCUGUAUGUGUGGUUUUAAUACUGACUGUCGGUGGUUCUUUGAAAUCUUCUCAUCUGUUAGGUAAUGUUUGAUCGUCUUUUAGAUGUCUAUGUUUAGCUAUCUACCACAGGUCAUGACGGUGUUUGUUUUGAUGCGUUUUAUGUAGGUGUUCCCUACUGUUCUGUAAACUCACAUAGAGGUCAUUUAAAAGGACAAUGGGUUACACUCUGUUUUUAAUACUGACUACUUAUGUUGGGUAUUUCGUUGAAUUCUUCUCAUCAGUUUGGUACAUGUUUAAUCGUAUUAAGAUGCUACUGUUAACUCAUGAGUUAUGGUGUUACUAAAACCAACAUUUCUCUGCAUCAAAAUGAAAAUAAACUUCUCUUAAAAUGUCACAAAGUAUGUUUUGAUGUAGCUGUUUCUUACGAGUCCUUACCUGAGUAUAUAAUGAGUUCUGUGAACUUGCAUAGAGUUCAUUUAGGAGACGGUGGGUUAAACUCAGUGUUGGAAAUCUCAUCCGUUUGUUUUAUGAUUGAUUGUUGUAAGAAGAGUGAAGCUCAGAUAUCAUUUUCUGUACACACCCAGGGUUAAACCAUAAUGUGCAACAGAGGAAUAAUUAUACGUACUUUGCUCCACUGGGACUCCAGCAUAUUAUCAUAUCGUAUUGGUGUCCAUCAACAUGUAGACUUAUGUCAACUUACGGUCACAUUUGUGAAUUCUCAAAGCAAAUAUUAUACUGUUCUCUAGCACCACCUUCUGGUCAGUAGAUGCUACUUCCUCCUGUCUGUGUUUAACUGUGGAGUUUACCACAGCUCCUUUUUCCUAAACGGACAUUUAUCUGCCUCAAAAUAUAAACAAACUGCUCUUAAAAAGGUCAAGAAGUAUUUUUUAAGCAUUUUGUGUAGUCGUUUCUCUGUGACUGCAUGGGACACUCAUCUGUUCUUCAGUCUUUU
Messenger RNA from Notothenia coriiceps (black rockcod), 2579 nucleotides. Its product is annotated as tripartite motif-containing protein 16-like. The transcript has a single exon. NCBI's taxonomy places the organism in Eukaryota, Metazoa, Chordata, Actinopteri, Perciformes, Nototheniidae. The coding region runs from base 50 to 1429 and encodes 459 amino acids. The record is from RefSeq and is a predicted model, not a curated record.